AUGUCAUUCGAAAUGCCGCCACCGAAUACACCUGAAGAAGGAGUAGCAGCCCCAACGAUCUCCUCGCGAGCCGACGCACGCCGGAUUUUCGGCUCCGGGGUCCCCUCUACUAUCUACGAUUCUCCUGCCUCGUCCCCGGGCGGCUCCAGACGCAGCUCAGUUGCCGAUUACGGCCCGUAUCAAGUCCCUUCACGGGGUCAUACGCACGACCAGUCCGAAUAUGGAAUUGACUACCAGGCGCUCGACUAUGCCCAACAGAUCGACGAGGCUUUGUUAUGUCCCAUCUGCCACACGCCCUUCUUCAUGCCCAUGACGACCAAGACGUGCGGUCACACCUUCUGCGCCUCGUGUCUCGACCGCGCUCUCGAGACCCAGCACGUAUGCCCCAUUGACCGCCGACCCCUCGACAUCAGCCGAGACAUUAGCCAGACCCGAACCCGCGUAAUACUCGACCAGCUCGACCGUCUCAAAGUCAAGUGCCCAAAUAGCGGCUGCGAUCAUGUUUGCUCGCGGGAGCUUCUAUACGCACACGUCGAACGUUAUUGCGAGCAAACCCUUGUUCGCUGCCCCGACCAUCAUUGCGACGAGAUGAUCUGCCGGAAAGACGCGCGCCCCGAGAACGGGUGUCUCCAUUACGUUACGCCCUGUCCCUACUGCGAGAUGGCCAUUACUUUCAACGACCUCGAGAGGCACUACGACCAAGAGUGUACGGGACAAGAAGCCGAGUGCCCGCACUGCGACGCUGUCCUCGUCCGCCACCGUCUGGCCAAGCACAUUGCGACUGACUGCCGCGAGGUCGAAACACACUGCCAGUUCCAGAGCGCUGGGUGCAAACAGGUUGCGCCGAGGAAAGAUAUCGAGGAGCAUCUCAAGAACGGGUGCAUCUAUGAGGCGAUUGCAAAUCUCAUGCAGGCACGGGAGCAAGACCACAAGAUUAUCAAUGAGUUGAAGGGACGACUAGACGCUCUAGACGGACGAACACGGCAUCUGGAAAGAUAUGGUGGUGGUGGUGCUGGCAGCAGUGGGGUACGGGAGUCAUCUGCAUUCACCAGAGCAGCACCGCCAUCGUCUGGCCUAACCGCCGAUGCCCUCAACAACUUGAACCGUAUGCAGUCGGCCACGUCAGGUGACGCAGACAUCGAUGAGGCCAAUCACAACAUUACGCUGGAUGACCUCUUUGAAACUUUCGACCAAGAAAACAACCACCACAAUGACAGCAACUACAGUAGCCCACAAGCGGCGGCGGCAGCGAUGGCGGCGGAUGCACCCCCGGCCCCGUGGGCACACAACAGUGGCGAUGGGCCGUGGGAGUCACCAGAGGAUUACAUGCUUUCCCAGUUUGAGGCCAUGGAGGCCAAAAUUGAAGACUUGCGCAAGAUGAUGGUGGAGCUUGACGGGAGACACACAAUGAGGCUGGUCAAUGAUACGAUGAGGAUGAACGAGCAAAUCGCCGAGCUUGGGAGUAAAGUAGGAGUAUUAGGAAUGCAUACUACGUGGUUGAUGAGCAUGCAAAGGCAAAGUCGCGGACAGCAAAAUGGCUCUGGGUCAACGCCCGGGACUACGAGAUCAAAUAUUUCUGCUAGUGGUGGCGGCAGUGGCGGUACGGGUGGUAAUAACGAAGAGGGGAGAGGCAGGACGAAUACGGCGGCGACUGGUGCUUCGAGCUCGUCGAGGACGGCAACACAGACACAGCAGGGUAGCAGGAAUGGUGAUGGAGAGAGUGCGAGAGGGAGGUAUCUCAAUACCAGUGAUAUCCCGCCGUUGAGGAGGAGUAGUGUGGGGAGGGGUGAGAAUCCACCUCGACUUUGA
Neurospora hispaniola is the source of this 1809-nucleotide messenger RNA. RefSeq lists its product as uncharacterized. Lineage: Eukaryota; Fungi; Ascomycota; Sordariomycetes; Sordariales; Sordariaceae. Gene Ontology annotation, molecular function: zinc ion binding. Bases 1 to 1809 code for a protein of 602 amino acids. The transcript has a single exon. The record is from RefSeq and is a predicted model, not a curated record.